This is a messenger RNA of Fonsecaea erecta, 969 nucleotides long. RefSeq lists its product as hypothetical. NCBI's taxonomy places the organism in Eukaryota, Fungi, Ascomycota, Eurotiomycetes, Chaetothyriales, Herpotrichiellaceae. Gene Ontology annotation, molecular function: epoxide hydrolase activity. Bases 1 to 969 code for a protein of 322 amino acids. The record is from RefSeq and is a predicted model, not a curated record. The transcript has a single exon.
AUGGUCAAAGGCAUGCUUUCGAAGCUCUCGCAGCUUCUCUGCCUCUUCCCCAUCCUCACACUAAGCCAGCAGACACCAAAUGGGCUGCCGUACACUGUGAGCAACAUUACUCUGCCCGACGGCAUCCAGAUGUUCUACCGAGAGGCCGGCCCUCCCAACGGCACGACCCUCCUGCUUCUGCACGGCUUCCCGUCCUCGUCCCACCAGUUCCGAAACUUCAUCCCCAUCCUGGCGGCGCACAACUACCACGUCAUUGCUCCAGACUACCCAGGCUUCGGGUUUACGGUGGUGCCCGACUCGCUGAACUACACGUACAGCUUCGAGGCGCUGACGGAGACGGUGGCGUCGUUCCUCGACGCGAAGAAUAUCACGGCCUUCGUCCCCUACAUGCACGACUACGGCGGGCCUAUCGGGUUCCGGCUCGCCCUACAACGGCCCCAGGCCAUCCUCGCCUUUAUCUCGCAGAACGCCAACGCCUACAUCGAAGGGUUUGGGGCUACCUUCUGGCCCCCAAUCUUCGCCCUCUGGAACGCCACCACGCCCGCCCAGUUCCAGGCCGCGGCCACCCCGAUCAACACCACCGCGCUGACGCUGGCCGGCAUCAUGUCCCAGUACACCAUCGGCAGCGCCCACCCGGAGCACAUCGAGCCCGAGUCGUACUGGCUGGACUACUCCCUGAUCAACGAGCAAAUCGGCAACAGGGACAUCCAGAUCGACCUGCUGACCGACUACCGCUCCAACGUGCCGCUGUACCCGCAGUUCCAGGCGUAUUUCCGCCAGCAGCAGCCCAAGCUGCUGGCCGCGUGGGGGGAGAACGACAUCGUCUUCGUCCCGCCCGGCGCCAAGGCCUUCAAGAAGGACCUGCCCAACGCCGAGGUGGUGUUGCUGAACGCGGGCCACUUCCUGCUGGAGACCAACUUGGCGGAGAUGUCAGGCAUCGUGUUGGACUUCCUGAAGAAGAAUCUCUAG